UGAUCGGUGAAAAUUGCAUUAAGUCAUGUAUUGCUUAAAGCUCUAUACAAUGCUUUAAAUUGAUUAAAAGGAUGCAGGUAUGAGUGAGCUUUGAGGAAAAGAUCUUUUUAAAGUUAGGCAGGUGCAGGAUAUAUGUUCAUAGAAGACAGAAGUCGAGCCAAAGCACAGGAAAUGAUCCCUUUUUGUAACAAAUUAUUUUUCUUUCUUUCUGCUGCUUUUUAAAGUGUUUUGUGAUUUUUGUGUUUGUGCUCUUGUGGGUAUUUGUGCCCCAGUUUCUACCUCUAGGAAUCAAUGUCUCUCUGUUGGUUGCUUGUCUGCCUCAAAUCUUUUUUUUUUUUGCCCCUGUAAUUUUUUUGUCUUUCAGCUCAAAACUUCUGUCUAAAAAUUGUGUAACAUUUUAUUUUUUUCCAAUUUAACACCUUUCAGUACCUACCAUUCAAAGCAUGUUUUGUAUUCAUUAUUUAACCUUUUCCCUGGUUGUUUAAUGAAACUGACAAAAAAAGGCAUUUUACCACAAUUACUUUUAUAACUGUAGUUAAUGAAAACAGCAUAAAACUCUAAAUAAAUGUAAAAAUAUAUUAUAUAUUUAAAUUAAUAUAUUUUAAGAUAUUAAGGCAGAUUUCUAAAAAGUGUGGUAUUAUUCCUCCUUAGCGCCUCACCGUGGCGGAGUUUUCUGUCUCCCGGAACCGAACAAUUCUGUCGUAGUUUCUAGUGGUGCAGAUUUCAGUGUAACACCACACGAGUGUCAUCAAACAAGGAUGGUUCUCAGCGCACCAAGGCCACGUCUCCUGAGGAGUAUCUGCUGCUUGGGGUCCUGGGCAAGGCAGCUGCAGCGGCAGAGCAGCGGCUCUGUUUAUUCCAGCAUCCACGGCUUCAGCCAGGAGGAGAUCAAAGAGAAGCUGCAGGCCUUUCCUGGAGGCUCCAUUGAUCUACUGAAACAGGACUCUGGCAUAGCAGUGCUGACUAUCAACAAUCCUCCUCGCAUGAACGCCUUCUCCGGUACCAUGAUGGUGGAUCUAGAGGAGAAGGUAACCCAGCUGGAGAACUGGACAGACGGGAAAGGUGUCAUCGUUCAGGGGGCUGCUCAGACGUUCUGCUCUGGAUCUGACCUAAAUGCUGUCCGAGCGAUGUCUAACUCACAGGAUGGGAUGAAAAUGUGUAUGUUUAUGCAGAAUACUCUCACAAGGCUACUCAGGUUGCCCCUCAUCUCUGUUGCCCUGGUGGAAGGUAAAGCUCUUGGAGGAGGAGCAGAACUUACAACCGCCUGCGAUUUUAGAUUAAUGGCUUCAGGAAGUGUCAUCCAGUUCGUGCAUAAACACAUGGGUUUGGUCCCAGGCUGGGGUGGAGCUGCUCGACUUGUCGGCAUCGUUGGAAGCCGAAACGCAUUGAAGCUGCUCGGGGGCGCCGUAAAAGUGGACUCUGAGCUCGGCGUGCACGUUGGCCUAGCCGAUGGCGUUCUAAAGGUCGACCAGGAGGCUGAGCGUGCUGAGACUGGCCUGCAGCAGGCGGAGAGCUGGCUCAGUCAAUACACCAAAGGACCUGCCCCAGUAAUCAAGGCUGUGAAGAAAGUCGUCCUGUCUGGAAGGGAGCUCCCUCUCUCAGAGGCUCUGAGGACAGAGAAGGAUAUAUUUGGGACUGUCUGGGGAGGUCCAGCUAACUUGCAGGCAUUGGCGAGCAAAUCCAAACACAAGUAACGUUGUCCGAGUCCCUUUAGUUAAAAAAAUCCUACAAGUACUCAUGAAAACAUUCUUAUAAGCCACAUCCUGGACUGAAUGAUACAUUUGAUCUCAGUUGUAAGAGUUUUGGACUUUUUACAGGACAUUGCAGUGAUGAAAUAACAGAAUAAACAUGACUAUAAAAUA
This is a messenger RNA of Oryzias melastigma (Indian medaka), 1862 nucleotides long. It is a transcript of the gene echdc1, whose product is annotated as enoyl CoA hydratase domain containing 1. Gene Ontology annotation, biological process: fatty acid beta-oxidation. Gene Ontology annotation, molecular function: enoyl-CoA hydratase activity. The transcript is spliced from 7 exons. Gene Ontology annotation, cellular component: cytosol. The record is from RefSeq and is a predicted model, not a curated record. Lineage: Eukaryota; Metazoa; Chordata; Actinopteri; Beloniformes; Adrianichthyidae. The coding region runs from base 759 to 1694 and encodes 311 amino acids.